Molecule: messenger RNA, 1293 nt
Organism: Cylindrotheca closterium
Lineage: Eukaryota; Bacillariophyta; Bacillariophyceae; Bacillariales; Bacillariaceae
Source: the annotation of a GenBank genome assembly
AUGGUUGCCGACUUGGGAGAUGCCAUACAUGCCAAGCGAAAGCGACUGUUGCAAAACUGUGAUGCAGAAGACCUUUGUAUCUAUGGAAAAGGCACGACUAUGGGAAAUUAUAGAAGCAAGGAACCACUUAUGAUUAUUGUUCCACUCAAUGACAAGGAAAUCCAAGGAACAUCCAUUACGGAUCCACUGCUUGUGGUUGUCCCAGUAUUGAAACAGCAACGUGCUCGUUUGAGCACUAUUGAAAACAAUGGUGGACUGCCUCCAAUGACGCCAAGAGCGAGCACCACAAGAGCAUUCGUUCCACCGUCCAUGGGAAAAGACAAAGCAGACAUUCAUGUGGUUUCAGGUCCGCCAUCUACCUCUGAAGGCAAAGAAGAAGGUUUAGCCUAUGCAUCGCUGGACGAUAAUACUCACAUGCAAUGCACCAGCCAUCCUCUGUGUGUAGAACUUCUUGAAGUAUUGGAGGAAGCAAUUGCCAAGGAAAAGAACAGGAAUAUGGAUGCCAAGUUCCGGCAUGCUGCCAGCUACGUACAUCAAGUGCGGAAAUGGAGUGGGCAAGAUGACAAUUUGCCGAAAGGUGUCGCUAAGAAUGAAAGGAUUUACACGGGGGUGAUGGCCACAGCGAUAUACUUGGUGUAUAUCAAAGACGUCACUGACAAGUCAUGGCCGACCACACUUCUUGUGGGUGAGGGGAAGAACGGUGCCAUUGAACUGCGAGCGGAUACUAGGGGGCAGCUUGUCAACCAGCUUCUUUGCCAUUGUGCAAUCGAUACAGAACACCUUGAAAAAGAUAUCAACGGACCGGUUCUUCUUCUUGCAUUCAAUUUGGAAACAGUUGAGAUAGAUUUGGCUUUCCCAACUACUUUUGGCGGGAAACUAGCUCAAGACAAGGUCGUUUCAUUACAGGACAAGAACACCGACCAGAAGAAAGAGGCAUUCUGGACUGUGCAAAUAGUACGAAUGAACAUUGCUCCCAUACAAAAUUUGUCCAUUAUGCUUUGCUUCAUUGCAAGAGGCUUGAAAAAGGUGGAUGCUCAGCAAUACAAAACAGCCCGUGUGCAAAUGAAGAUGCCAACUGCUAAGAGCGAUUCAUGGAGCUUCGGUAAUGAUAUGGGUGAUGUUUGUUAUUAUGGCAAAAAUGUCACAAUUCAACAACCCAAGUUCGUUUUCAAGGAAUAUUGCUACCAUCUGCGACAAAAGGAUGUUUUCAUGUUGCCGCUCACAAUUAUUGCCAACAAAGACAAGAGACGGCCACCAUCACAAACGCUCUUGAAUUGUUUGGGAGAACCAUAA